CGGCCAUGCGGGUCCCGGGGCCGUGCGCGGAGUGCGGGGCGCGGGGAGCGGCCCGGUACCGCUGUCCGCGCUGCGGCACCGCCUACUGCUCCGUGCCGUGCUGCCGGACCCACCGCGAGCGCUGCGUGCCCCAGCCCCGGCAGGAGCCGGGGGCGGCCGGGCAGGGCUCCCCCCCGGGCCCCGAGCGCGGCCCCUGGGCCCUGGACGACAUCCUGAGCGAGGAGGACGAGCAGGACCGCGUCCCGCCGCAGAAACUCAAACUCCUGGGAGAAUCGGAGGAGCUGAGGGAUUUGCUGCUGAACCCGCACCUGCGGCAGCUGCUGCUCACCCUGGAGCAGGCUCGGGACAAAAGCUCCCUCAUGAGGAAGUUCAUGCAGGAGCCGCUGUUCGUGGAGUUUGCAGACUGCUGCCUGAGCAUCGUGGAGCCUCCCGAGAAGGAGAACGUCCUCCCCGAGUGAGCUGCUGGAGGAACGUUUGGGGUUGUUUUUUUUUUUUUUUGUUUCGUCCUUGAGGUUUUUAUUUUUGGAGGUUUGCCAGCAGCCAGAGCUGCUCCUCCGUGUCUCGGCCGCUUUGCCCGUGGUGUCAGUGCUCUGAUCUCAGGUCAGAGCUGACAGGCAGGGGCAGGCUUGUGCUGGGACGCGUUUUUACAUCCUGGGGUCGAACCUGACCCUCUCUGGAAUUCCUUCUGUUGGCACAGAAAUGCUGGCAGCCCCGUGAAAUGUCGCUUCACGGUGACAAUAUUAAAUACAUCUGCAUUUAUUUUAA
Messenger RNA from Hirundo rustica (Barn swallow), 765 nucleotides. RefSeq names its product zinc finger HIT-type containing 3 (gene ZNHIT3). Gene Ontology annotation, molecular function: protein binding. Gene Ontology annotation, biological process: box C/D snoRNP assembly; snoRNA localization; maturation of LSU-rRNA from tricistronic rRNA transcript (SSU-rRNA, 5.8S rRNA, LSU-rRNA). The transcript is spliced from 4 exons. The record is from RefSeq and is a predicted model, not a curated record. The coding region runs from base 6 to 458 and encodes 150 amino acids. Lineage: Eukaryota; Metazoa; Chordata; Aves; Passeriformes; Hirundinidae. Gene Ontology annotation, cellular component: pre-snoRNP complex; nucleus.